Amorphotheca resinae ATCC 22711 is the source of this 1876-nucleotide messenger RNA. RefSeq lists its product as hypothetical. NCBI's taxonomy places the organism in Eukaryota, Fungi, Ascomycota, Leotiomycetes, Helotiales, Amorphothecaceae. The record is from RefSeq and is a predicted model, not a curated record. Bases 21 to 1448 code for a protein of 475 amino acids. The transcript is spliced from 4 exons.
UUCCGGGCAGCAGCGUUGAGAUGCCCAUGCGCCAAGUCUCGGGCUCCAGCGAUCAUGCCGUGCCUGCUUCUGAUCCCAACGAUACCCCGACCAUUCUGGCAGAAAGACUGCAGGCUUGGAAACAUGCUGUUGGGUAUCUGGAGGACUACGUGGGCGCGACAGAGAAGAUACACAAGGCGCAUUCGAAGGAGUAUGAGAAGGUCUUGAAGACCAUCGCAAACCCCUUGAGGGAGGCGCACCAUUUUGAACAAAGCUUGGGCGGUGUCGCUGGGAUGUUUGAGAACAUGAGAGUAAACACGCAGAGCUUGGUAAACAGCCACCUUGAAACCGAGAAGAACCUCAAAGGCUCCGUCCUCCCUAUUCUCGAGCGCCUACACAAGGAAAUCAAGAACAAGUCGAAAGAGCUGUCCUCGGGAGCCGCAAAAACCGCGAAAGAGGUCGAGAAAGCGCGAGCCACCACCCAAAAACACAUCGAGCUUCUCGGACAGCAGACUGCGAACCAUGCUGCUGCAGGAGGGAACACGGAUCCUUCAAAUGAUCCGUAUGUUUUACAGAGGGGGGUUUACUACCGGCUCAACAAGCAAGUCCUCGAGGAGAACAACAACAAGCAUAAUCUCAUUGCCGUACAAAAUAACUUUGCGCAAUUUGAAAGCCAUGUCGUUGAGGUCAUCCAACAAGCCAUGAUGUCUUUCAACCAAUUUGUCGGUGGCCAGGCCCAGAGGACCCAGGCUCUGUACCAAGAUAUGCUAGCCCAGGGGCAGCAAAUCCCUCCGGAUUUCGAAUGGCAGAGGUUUGUUGGUCGGAGUGGCCACAUGCUCGUCAAUCCCAACGAACCUGAUCGAUCAGUUGACGCGAUUUCUUUCCCCAAUCAAAACCACAAGAGCACGAAACCUCUCAUCGAAGGAACACUCGAGCGCAAAUCUCGCAAUAAGCUCAGUAUGCACGGAUACAGUACUGGCUACUACGUAGUUACUCCGUCGAGGUUUCUCCACGAGUUCAAGGAUAACGAUAAUUAUCGCAAGGACCCCGUUCCCGAACUGUCCAUCUUCCUCCCAGAUGCCGUCAUUGGCACCACGAACGGCGAGAAGUUCAACGUGAAAGGGAAAGAUGUCAGCGGGGGUCUGGGCAGCAAGUUAUCCGGGUCGUCCGAGAUUGCCUUCAAGGCGCACACCGCAGCGGAUGCGCAGCGCUGGUUCGAAGUUAUCAGAUCCGUGUCUGGCGCCGGCCCGAACCUGGGCGCCGAGCAGCCAACGUCGCCCGUAAGCCCCACGGAGAGGAGAGUGGUAUCGCAACCUCCCACCUAUUCUGAAGACGAGGCCGAGUUCGUCCCGCGAUCCCUGGAUCCGAAUCCGAGACCACCCUCCCCCACAUAUCCUCUCCCUCAGCAGCGCCAGACCUCGGGCGUGAUAGGUGGUGCUGAUGCAGCGACUCGCCAGCCAGCUACUUGAUCUUGACCCAUCCCAUCCAUCUAAACAUCUUGCAUUAACGGCGAGCCCACCACCCACUUACUCACUAUCUACCUACUACCCUGCUACGCCCCAUCAAAUAGCAAGCAAAACAGAGAGCAAGAAGAAGAAGAGCAGACGUGAGAUCUUCACGCGGUUCGUUCCUACUACUUAUCUUUAGAAGGAUGCAUACAUGUAUGCAUGGCCUGCCACUGAAGAAGAUCGUUGGCGCAAAUCUGUUUUGAUUUUUGUUUCGGGGAAUUUACUGCAAGUCUAUAUUUUCAAGCGGGACGGAAAUCAAUGGAUUAGUCCUUUGCUGCUUCUCUUUUCUUUGUUGCUUUUUUCUGUCUAACGAUCGAUGAUGAAAGAUCCGGUCUGCAAUAUAAAAAUUUCAUGACCCAAAUAAUCAAGCAAAUCCAUCGAUGCGUGCC